CAUAGGAUCGAAUUACUGUAUUAUAUUGUCUGUUUUUUGAUUUCUCCUUGUCUCUUUCUCGAAGUUUUUGAUUUUCAAAUUUCCAAAGGCAAGUGCUUACAUUCAAAAUAAUACAUGGAUUAAACUGUUGCAUAUCACAGUAGAAAGAUUCCUAUUUAUAAAAUACUUAAAUUCAUAUUAAAGAUUACAACUUCUUCAUAUUACUAUUUCAUAUUACUAUUGGAAAACAAAACUCCAAAGAAAAAAACUCCAAACUUACAAGAAAAUAUUGCAUGGCUGUUUGGGAACAUUUAAAUAUUACACAAGCUCAUAUCGCCUAUGCUGUCUUAGCUGUCUUUGGUGCUGUUUUUUCUCUAUGUUCAUUAUUUUUCAAAGAAAAAUUAUAUAUUGGUGAAGCAAAUGUUGCAUCCAUAUUUGGGCUAAUUGUUGGCCCUCACUGUCUCAAUUGGUUUUCUCCCACAACCUGGGGCAACUCAGAUUACAUAACUUUAGAGCUUUCAAGAAUUGUUCUUGUGAUUCAAAUCUUUGCUGUGGCCGUUGAAUUGCCAACCAAAUACAUGAAGAAACACUGGUUGUCUGUGACUUUAUUACUUUUGAUUGUAAUGACUAUUGGCUGGCUAGUUGUUGGUUUGUUUAUUUGGUUAUUGAUCCCAGGUUUGAAUUUUCCUGAAAGUUUAUUGGUUGCUGCUUGUACCACUGCAACUGAUCCUGUUUUAUCUGCUGCUGUUGUUGGUAAGGGAAAAUUUGCUGAAAGAGUUCCUGGACAUUUAAGAAAUUUACUAUCUGCCGAAUCUGGUUGCAAUGAUGGUUUAGCAUUUCCUUUCAUUUAUUUAUCCCUAUUCUUAAUAAUCCAUCAUGGUCAUGCAGGCGAAAUAGUUGAAGAGUGGGUCUGUGUUUCUGUUCUCUAUGAAUGUAUAUUUGGCUGUGUAUUCGGUAUUGCCAUAGGUUAUGUUGGAAGAAUUACUGUAAGAUUUGCCGAAAAUCAUAAUUUAAUUGACAGAGAAUCUUUUUUAGCUAUCUAUAUUUUUUUAGCUGUUAUGUCUGCAGGCUUUGGCUCGAUGCUUGGUGUCGACGAUUUAUUAGUAUCCUUUGCCGCUGGUUCUGCUUUUGCUUGGGAUGGUUGGUUUGCUGAAAAGACUGAAGAAUCUCAUGUAUCUACUGUUAUUGACUUAUUAUUAAAUUUGUCUUAUUUUGUUUAUUUUGGUGCCAUCAUUCCCUGGCCACAAUUUAAUAAUUCUGAAAUUGGAACAGAUAUUUGGAGAUUAAUUAUUUUAGCCGUAGUGGUCAUCUUUUUACGUCGUAUUCCAAGUGUUUUAAUGAUAAAACCUAUAGUCCCUGAUAUCAAAACCUGGAGAGAAGCUUUAUUUUGUGGUCAUUUUGGUCCAAUUGGUGUUGGUGCUGUUUUUGCUGCUAUCUUAGCUAGAAGUGAAUUAGAAGCUGAUCAAACUGAAGAAUCUACUCCUUUAGCUGUGUUACCUAUUCAGGGCUCAAAACAUUACCAAUUAAUUGCUUGUAUUUGGCCAAUUGUCACUUUUAUAAUAAUUACUUCGAUUAUUAUUCAUGGUUCUUCAGUCGCCGUAUUAACCCUUGGUAGGCAUCUAAAUACAAUGUCUCUAUCUUUAUCAUUUACUACCGCUACAACUGAAGGCAAUGGGCAAUCCUGGAUAAAUCGUUUACCAAAACUAGAAAAAAAUGGUCGUUCAUUUUCUUUGCAUCGAAUUGAUACCCAUGAUGCUCAAAAUACUAGAGUUAAUAACAAGAAUGGUUCAAACAUUAUAUCAAGGGUUUCAACCAACGUUGAAACUAGUGGAAUUCCUGCAAAACCUGCUGGCGGGAUGGAAAGAAGAAAAAAGAGAAAUCGCAACAAAACCAAGAAAGAAAGACCUGACGAAUUACAAUUUAAUUUAGGUGAAAAUAGGAUUAAAAAUGAACAAAUCAAAAUUGGUUCAGAAAAAUCAAAAGAAAAUGAAAGAGAUACCGAUAACUUCAAUUCAACUUCUAAUGUUAUACAAACAGUUGUUGAUGAGUUGAAAUCACAAAAUGAUACAACAGAAACUUCAAAUAAACAUCUAUCAACAGUAUAUCAAGAAGGAAGUAAAGUGAUAAUUGAAGACAACACUGGUGAAGUUGUAAGCGAAGCUUUAAUAAAACAUGAGGGUACUGAAAUCAAUCAAAAUAGAUUGCAAACUGUUUUUAGUUUGACAAAAAUCAGUUCUUCUAGUGAUACAGAAGAAAAAGAUAACGAAAACUCUGACUUGGGAAAAUUGACUUCAAAAUUAUCAAAAAUUAAUCAAUCAAUAUCAAAUUCAAAGGAAAACAAGCCACAUCAUACACUUUAUGCAUUUAGAUUAGAUGAUGAAUUAUUAGUUGAAAACUCGCAAGGAGAGGUUAUACGAAGAUAUAGAAUCCACGAGCAUGAAAGCAAUUUACCUCAAAAACCUCGCAGAAAUUCAUUAAUAGGCAUGACCAAUAAGGCUUUGGCUGUUGUUGGUUUGAAAACCACUAAAUCUAAUAACACUUCAGAUUCUUUAGAUGCUUCAAAUAAAGUUGAAAAACCACCAAUUUCUGAUAAUUCUUUGUUAAAUUCUCAAAUUGAUCCCAAAGAAAAUUCUUUCAAUGCGAAUUCUGAUAAUGAAGAAACUGAAAUUGAAAAGAAAAGAAGAUUGGCAGCUUUAGGCAAGGUCGAUGUACCUAGGAAAGCUGACGACGAAGAACCAACUAUACCAAAACCUUCAAACUCUAGCAGCAAAAAAGUUGUUAGUGCUUUUGAAAGAAGUUUGAGAUUUAAAACAAUUUGGUGAAUAGUGAAAAAGACAGUUGAGCACAGAAGUUGUACAAUAUUAGCUUGAAAAUAUAAGCUGUUUUUGUUUGGAUAUAAACAACUUAGGUUUGAAGAAUUUAUCAGUAGUUCAACAAAGUGUAAUGGAAUUGCAAAUUUGCCUCUAGGUUCAAAAAUCGAAAUAAAAAACUACAAAAAGCAUUACAAAACUAUGUUAAA
Messenger RNA from Ascoidea rubescens DSM 1968, 2998 nucleotides. It is a transcript of the gene NHA1, whose product is annotated as Nha1p. NCBI's taxonomy places the organism in Eukaryota, Fungi, Ascomycota, Saccharomycetes, Ascoideales, Ascoideaceae. Gene Ontology annotation, biological process: proton export across plasma membrane; intracellular potassium ion homeostasis; sodium ion export across plasma membrane. Gene Ontology annotation, cellular component: plasma membrane. The record is from RefSeq and is a predicted model, not a curated record. The coding region runs from base 273 to 2801 and encodes 842 amino acids. The transcript is spliced from 3 exons. Gene Ontology annotation, molecular function: sodium:proton antiporter activity.